GCGCAAGGGAUUGUGGGUGCCCGCGUGAUGACGUCACCGCGCGAUGGCGUCGCUAAGCAGGAGCCAGGCUGACGUGCGGCCCGCGGAUGAAGGCUCGACUCAGGACCCCGAUGCUGCCCCAAUGCCUGCACCGAAAAUCAGGCACGAGUGGUACCAGACGGAUGCCCACGUGGUGCUCUCCGUUCUCCUGAAGAAGGCGGCGCAAGAGAGCGUGAGCGUGGAGCUCACGGACACCACGUGCUGCAUCACUUCCACGUUACUUGGCGGGGCCCAGUACACUCUCCAGCUGUGUCUCUGUCACCGGAUCAUCCCAGCCGAGAGCUCUCACCGGGUCCUGUCCACCAAGAUCGAGGUGAAGAUGUUGAAGCGGGACUCUCAGCGCUGGGCCUCCCUCGAGGGAGCCGGAGAGACGUCCACUGCCAGGAGCUUCACUGCAGACUCAUCCACACUCCCCGCCGCUACCGCUACCGCCGAAGCCGGCACGGGCACCGGUGCAGCCGGCGGCGGCGGUGCAGCCGGUGGUGGCGGUGCAGUCCGUGCGAGGGACUGGGACGCUCUGGGCCGAGCCAUUGCGGAGGAGGAGCGCAGCGAGAAGUUGGAGGGAGACGCUGCCCUGAACCAGCUCUUCCAGCAGAUCUACGCCGAUGCCACGGAGGAAACGCGGCGCGCCAUGAACAAGUCCUUCGUGGAGUCAGGUGGUACGGUGCUGAGCACAAACUGGGGAGAGGUUGGACAAAAACGCGUUCCCAUCAAGCCACCCGAUGGCAUGGAGUGGAAAGACUUUGAGAUUUAGACUCGCUCAAUCGUAGACUCGCUCACCCGUACACUCGCUCACUCGUACACUCGCUCACUCGUACACUCGCUCACUCGUACACUCACACAUACUCGCACAUGCUCGCACUCACACUCGUACACACAUUC
Molecule: messenger RNA, 921 nt
Organism: Petromyzon marinus (sea lamprey)
Lineage: Eukaryota; Metazoa; Chordata; Hyperoartia; Petromyzontiformes; Petromyzontidae
Source: RefSeq, a predicted model, not a curated record